CGGCAGAAUUGGGUGGCGCCGGAGGUUCAUCCCGUCUAUGCAAAAAUCGGAGUGCUAGAUCCCUUCAAGAUCGCCAACCCCGACGGUGAUGUGUACAAGAUGAGCCGCCCAUUGACGAGUCGCCUCGCGGCGCAAUCGCUCUUCCGAAGCCCCCGAACCACUUCGAAUGCGCUGAAAUGCCCCUUCCAAGCGGCCCGACCGCUGUCGCACACCAGCGCCCGCCGGGCGGAUGAUUUCCCUCCUCCUCCUCCACGAGCUCCCCGAACCAGAGUGGCACGACCCAGCUCGACCUCGCUCCUCGAGAACAUCUACGGCACCGCACAGCCGCCGUCUGCAGCCCAGCCAGCUCAACCCAAUGCGAUGUCGAACCUGUCCCAGAGCCUCGUCUUCAAGACGCUCGGCAAGUCCAGCCUCGACUCAGGCCUGCUCGGUGCCAGCGGUCCCCGGACGGUGCAAGCCAAGGAGGACGACAUGGAGCCAUUCCACUUCCACAUCUACUCGCACAAGCACAACACCCACAUCACCUGCACGAAGCCAAACCGCGAACCCAUCAUCUCCCUAUCCUGCGGCAACAUCGGCUUCCGCAAGUCCCGCCGGGGCACCUUCGAUUCGGCCUACUCAUUGACCAAGUACGUCCUGGAGCGAUUGAUCCAUACCGGAUGGCCCAUGAAGAUUUCGCGACUAGAAGUGGUGAUGCGAGGUUUCGGCCAGGGACGAGAGGCGGCGCUCAAAGUGCUGAUGAGCCCCGAGGGCAAGGUGCUGCGUGACAAGAUUGUCCGUGUGGCCGACUCGACAAGAAUCAAGUUUGCCGGAACCAGAAGCGAGAAGCCGAGACGUCUGUAAUCUCGAACUGGUUGACGAUGUGCGGGGAUUACUGUGGAAUAGAAAUCCGAUGUACUAUACUCUGUACGAAUGUACCAUACAAAUAAAAACAGA
Molecule: messenger RNA, 936 nt
Organism: Ilyonectria robusta
Lineage: Eukaryota; Fungi; Ascomycota; Sordariomycetes; Hypocreales; Nectriaceae
Exons: 1
Coding region: 100-843 (247 amino acids)
Biological process (GO): ribosomal small subunit assembly; maturation of SSU-rRNA from tricistronic rRNA transcript (SSU-rRNA, 5.8S rRNA, LSU-rRNA); translation
Cellular component (GO): mitochondrial small ribosomal subunit; ribosome
Molecular function (GO): mRNA 5'-UTR binding; small ribosomal subunit rRNA binding; structural constituent of ribosome
Source: RefSeq, a predicted model, not a curated record